Suillus discolor is the source of this 576-nucleotide messenger RNA. Its product is annotated as WD40-repeat-containing domain protein. The record is from RefSeq and is a predicted model, not a curated record. The transcript has a single exon. The coding region runs from base 1 to 576 and encodes 191 amino acids. Lineage: Eukaryota; Fungi; Basidiomycota; Agaricomycetes; Boletales; Suillaceae. Gene Ontology annotation, molecular function: protein binding.
AUGUUGGAUGCAGAGACCGGCGAGGCAAUAGGUGCCCCUCUCCAAGGGCACACUAACCGUGUCUGGUCAGUCGCGAUCUCAGCUGACGGAACACUCAUUGCGUCUGGUUCAUCAGACAAGACGGUCCGAGUAUGGGAUGCGGACACUGGCAAUGCAUUGGGUACGCUCCAAGGUCAUACCCAGGCCGUAUACUCCGUCGCAUUCUCGCCGGAUGGAAAACGUAUUGUGUCUGGUUCAUAUGACACAACCACCCGGGUGUGGGAUCUAGAUUUUGUAAACAAGCACCAACUCAUAUCUGGAAGACCUGCAAUAUGUUUCUCCUCCAACCCAACUCAUGCCCUUUGCUCCGCCUUUUCCUUUCUUCAAGAUUCUCCCACCCCAGCCUCUCUCACCCCCAACGAGGAAGGGUGGGUUGAAAGUCCCGAGGGUCAUCUUCUCCUCCGCAUCCCUGUCGAUUUCUAUCGGUCCGUGUACAUCCCGGGUGAUACGCUGGUUAUUCCCAGUCACACAUUGCAACUGGAUUUGAGUCACUUCGCGCACGGCACCUUAUGGUCCGAGUGUGGAGCCGCACAUUAA